AUGAUUUCACCACUUGAUAUUUGGGUUCUUCCAAUUCGUGUUGGUUUUUUAAGUUUAUAUUUAUAUAUAUUUCCUGUCAUUUUGAAAGAAGUUGCAUAUAUUCUUUCAUUAUUUAUGACACCCUUUAUGUUACAAUUAUCCUAUUUGGUUGGAUAUUAUAUAUUUUUUGCGUCAAUAAUUUGUAUAUUAGAUAUUCAAGACAAGAUGAUAAAUACUGUUACUUUACUUCAAGUACUUCAAGUUUAUCGAUUACGUACAAAAGAACAAGGAAUUUACGAAUACAUCAUCAAUUAUAUUGACAAAGUAAAAGCUUCUAACAUUAAAACACCACCAACUUGUCUUUGUCCUAAUUCAAAGGAUGUCAUUUCGAGCAAUGGUUGGUGUGAAUCAUGUGGAACUGGGAUGGUUCCUGGUGUCAUACUUCCUCCUUGGACUAGUGGACAUCCGGAAAUCAACAAGAUUAUUUUUAAUUCACAAUUUGAAUCUAAACAUAUGUUUGAUCAUAUUGAAUGGAUUAAUUAUGAUAGAUUCAGGGAUAUCAAUGAAAUUAAAAAAAAUAGAUUUGAUUGUGUUUAUUCUGCCCUUUGGAUUGAUGGGCCAAUGCCAUUAUUCGGUAUGGCGAGGAAUGGUGCUCAGAAUGUGAUUAUUAAAAGUCUUGGAAGAACACCAUCAGAUUUAACCCCCGAGUUUCUUCGCGAGCCUCCAUUUCAUGGAAGUCCAUUAACCACAAGCUUAGCUUUAGAUAUUUGUGGUGGAGAAAGACCCAAAAUUGAUCCAUCUGGGACACCAAAAUGUUAUGUUGAUUUGAUGAAAAAAUGUUGGGAUUCUGAUCCAGCUAAGAGACCAAAUAUUAAUGAAAUUCAUGAAAUUUUGAUGGAUUGGUAUUUUUUAAUAAAAAAUUACGAUGAUUUUAAAAUAGCUGAGAAUGAGAUAGAUAGUAAAGAUUUUGGAACAAAUCCUAUGACGUUUGAAACGCUUGAAGAUGAGGAUGCUUAUUAUAGUCAAUUCAUUGAUUUGGAUGCUAUUUCAAAAGAAGAACCAUUUGAAGUUUUGGAUGAUGGGAUUUCCCCGAAAUCGCAUAAGUCUGGACAUUCUAGUUGGUAA
Molecule: messenger RNA, 1104 nt
Organism: Cetraspora pellucida
Lineage: Eukaryota; Fungi; Glomeromycota; Glomeromycetes; Diversisporales; Gigasporaceae
Source: the annotation of a GenBank genome assembly